GUCUAAAAUACUUGCGGCUGUCAGGGAUUAAGGGAAAACUCAAUCAACAAUCUCGAACCUAUUUUACAAGACUGUUGAAUCCGUAAUAGAGAUCGUUAAUUGAAGGUGAGGGGUAGCCUAUAUGAAAUGUAUAACGCUAAUGUACUAAUCUAGUGUUACUCCUGCACGCGCUCUGUAUUUAUUACAGAUCGUAGCUACGUUUCCACACGGCAGCAAGGCCAAUAUUGGGACCACAUACUAUUUCCCAAAUGGAAUUUAUGUGUAGUUGUUAGAUGAAUUUAUAUCACAGUGAGCAUUUUGAUGCUGAUUAAUUUGUGUCAUUACAGAGUACAAUGAGUGUGGAAGUGGAGAGGAAAUUUGUCUGUGAUGCUGACAUUCAGAAACAAUUGGAAGAGAUAGGAGGUGUGUAGCCUCCAAGUUGUACCAUUGUGCCCAGAGGGCAUCUCCAUAACUCUUGAUUUUAUAUUAAAAACACUUAAAAAUAUGAUUGAUGUAGGCUACUUACAAUAUAGAAUACACUAUUUUAAUGUAUAAUGUGGGCUAACUACUAGAUUCAUUCUAGUGGAAUGCUGCUGAUGAAGGUUGGUAAAGAAAGCUAAAAUGUAGACUACCAUGUUAAUCUAGUUUUAUCGGGAUUUAUUUAAUUUUUAAUACAUACUUGAUAUAAUUUCUCACUGUACUUACAAAUUACUAACAAAAUUGCAUACUUUUAGCAGUGAAAACUAUUCAUUCAAAUGAUAUGUACUACAUUUUCUCUGCACCCCUCCCUCUUUCUUACAACUUUUCUCUCACCAGCGGUGUGUAUUGGUCAGAAACAAUUCCAAGAUCAGUAUUAUGACACCCCAGACUUCCUUCUCACCUUGAGAGAUGUGUGGCUGCGUUGUCGCCAGGGAUGUUGGGAACUCAAAUGCACCACAGUUACGAAGGCAGAAGACAGAGGGGGGGAGCCUCAGAAGGCAGAACUGUGUUCACGCUAUCAGGAGAUAACCAAUCUUUCUCAAAUUCAAUUGAAAGUGAGAGAGGUCAUGAAAGAAGGUAAUGGGGAGCAAAAAACUGCCGACCAGAUGCACCCAGCGGUCCACCAAGACACACCCAAAGCUGAAGGCGCAGAGAAUUGCCCCACAGGGAAUGAUUCCUGGCUGAUGGAGCUGAAUCUGGUUUGCUUUGCAGAGUUUACAACACAGAGGUGUUCAUUCACUUUUGAGGGGGAAGGAGAUGAAAGUGGAGUGCGUGUAGACCUUGACCAGGCCGACUUUGGCUAUUGUGUUGGGGAGAUAGAGGUUCUCGUGCCAAAGAGAGAAGACAUUCAGUCUGCACUGAGGAAGAUUGAAAAGACUGCCCAAAGACUGGGUGAGCAGGGGAUGCUGGGUAUCAGUCAUUUAUGCUGUUAUUAUUUUUUAUAUUUUCAUUUUCAUGGUAAUGGUUGUUUCUGCCAGAAAGCAUGCAUCAUACAGAUUGAUGGCAUAUAUGUAUUGUACUAAUGUCUUCUAAAAUAUAAUUUGGUAGCACUUUACGUUACAGCACGGAAUAAAAUGGUAAUAACAUGGAAAUAGUAACGUAACAAAUUAGUUAUACUCACAAUAAAAACAUUCAUAACCCUUAAUUUCAGUAUAAUUACAUUAUUGUUUAAGGGUAAUAAUUUGUGUUAUAAGACUUUAAGGAUGAAAUAAGAGUUUAAUAAGGAAGAUGGUUGGAAAAAGGGAUCCGUAUUGUUACCAUCUAUACUAUGGCACAAAGUAUGUGGUGUAACCCUGAAAUAAGGAUAUAAUUAUACUAAAAUUACGGGGUAUCUGGGCUAAUAACGUUUCAAUGUGAGUAACUAUAACUUGUUACCAUAUCAUUACCAUGUUAUUACAACUUUGUUCCGUGCUGUAAUUUCACAUCUUACCGUUCAUUUUGUUCGUAUGUUAUAUUUAUGUUCAAAAUAUUUUCUAUUUUCUUUAUUUUUUCUCUAUUUCACGCUCUCCCCUCCCCUUUAGGUCUGUCUGGCGAUCAGAGGGUUCAAGGAAAAAUGGAUGUCUACCUGCAAAGAUACUGCCCAGAGCACUAUGCAAAAUUACUAAGUGCACAUAUAUUGUAAGAAAUAGUAGCUGGAAGGUAGCUGACAAAUGUCACUGAAAAUUCUGCAUGUCCUUAACUUUAUCUAAUUAAAGUGGUUAACACAAAAAUGAUAUGGU
This is a messenger RNA of Coregonus sp. 'balchen', 2177 nucleotides long. Lineage: Eukaryota; Metazoa; Chordata; Actinopteri; Salmoniformes; Salmonidae. The record is from the annotation of a GenBank genome assembly.